Nycticebus coucang (slow loris) is the source of this 2508-nucleotide messenger RNA. RefSeq names its product C-X-C motif chemokine ligand 9 (gene CXCL9). Gene Ontology annotation, cellular component: extracellular region. The coding region runs from base 65 to 445 and encodes 126 amino acids. The transcript is spliced from 4 exons. The record is from RefSeq and is a predicted model, not a curated record. Gene Ontology annotation, molecular function: chemokine activity; CXCR chemokine receptor binding. Lineage: Eukaryota; Metazoa; Chordata; Mammalia; Primates; Lorisidae. Gene Ontology annotation, biological process: antimicrobial humoral immune response mediated by antimicrobial peptide; cellular response to lipopolysaccharide; inflammatory response.
UGAAGAAUUUCUCAGGCUUGAAAUCCAAUACAGGCGUGACUUAGUAGAACUCCAUCCUACCACUAUGAAGAAAAGUGGUGUUCCUUUCCUCUUCGGCAUCAUCUUCUUUGCUCUGUUUGGAGUUCAAGGAACCCCAGUCAUGAGGCAUGGACGCUGUUCCUGCAUCAGCACUAGCCAAGGGACCAUCCAUCUAAAGUCCUUGAAAGAAAUUAAACAGUUUGCCCCUAGCCCUUCCUGCGAGAAAACUGAAAUCAUUGCUGCAAUGAAGAAUGGAGAUCAAUUGUGUCUAAACCCAGAUUCUGCAGAUGUGAAGAAAUUAGUGAAAGAGUGGGAGAAACAGAUCAGCCAAAAGAAAAAGCAAAAGAAAGGGAAAAAAUAUGAAAAAACCAAGAAAAUUCUGAGAGGUAAAAAAUCUCGACGUCCUCGUCAAAAGAAGACUACAUAAGAGACCACUUUACCAACACGUUAUUUUGUGUUAAAAAUGUUUCAUUGUAAUGAUACUGAAAUAAUUUCAAAAGAGGAUGGCUUAGUAAUUUGAUUAGAAAAUUAAAAUAUUAUUUUGAAAUUGUAACUAAAGUUAAAAAGUCAAUUUUAAAAAUCUAAAUGUUAAGAAUUGCUGUCUUUGUUCUGUACCCCCAACCAGCUGAGUUUCAUCAUGCUUAAGAUAACAAUCUUAGUAACACCCCCAUCUGGACAGAUGCCCACACAACCUCAUCCCACACAACAGCUAUCUGGGAAAGUAACCUCCGGCUUCCUGGGCCCUGGAACUGUGGCCUCCAGAGAGUAUUCUGAGGCAUGAGUCUGCAAGCACCAGGCCUGUUAGCACGCUGGGAGCCAAGCAGUUUGAAGUAGAGCUGGACUUCGCCAAGCUGCCAGUGGCCAGCAUCUACAUUUGAAUCUGUCCACAGUCCUCACAUACCAUGUCUGGGGGAUCCAAGCUGGCUGUUUCUAGGUAUUCCCACUGCAGACCACCAUUGUCUGGCUUUCAGAACCUCCUUCCUGGCAUUUGAAGCCAUGUGGCUCCCAUCUUGCCUGCCCAGGCUGACCACUGUACUUGUUACGGUUCCCCUUUGCUUCCUUCAAGCCAGCCCUCCCCACCCUAGCGGGGUCCAAGCCUGCCUUCUCCCCAGCAGCAUGCCAUCCUCUCGCAUCCACCCAGGUCUGCUCCUUUCUCACUUUCCCCAGCGUCCCAUGGGAGUGCUUUCAUCUCCCCACCCAGCUUCAGUCAGCCCAGUCUUCAAGACUCAGUUCAAAUCCUGCCUCUCAAAUACAACUCCUCUGGACACUCACAUUAUCUUAAAACUCCUAUUUCACUGUGUUUAGUACCCCAUGGGUGAGCCCUUGAUUGUUAGCUAACUAAUUGGGGAGUGUUUAUCCUAGCUGUCCAACUAGAUUGUCAACUCCUUGAGAGCCGAGGCCUUGGUUUAUCUCCCUGAAUCUGCCACCAUGCAUAAUAAUACUGUGGAACUAGGUUAUCAAUAUUGUCUUAAUUGUAGUUGUUACAGGUAGGAGGGCAAUGGGGCCAUCUUCUCAGAGGUGGCCUUGGCUACUUCCUAGCCACUCCAUGUCGGCUAGUCCCCGAGCUCCUUACCCGUUAGCAUCAGGCCACAGAUACUGCAGGGACCAGGGAUGACGCAACAUCCUUGUAUUAUUAGCACUAUAAUAAUUAAUACUGGUGGGAAUUCACAACUGAGUUCAUAAAAUAUAUGAGACACCUAGAAUCACAGAAUCUCACACUAAAAAGGGCUUUGGAGAUCAGCCAGUGGCCAAACUCCUCCCCUCCCAGUACAAAAGUUCCUUCAAUACUGUUCCUGACAAGCCUCAGCUUUCUAUGGUCUAACAAAAUAGCCACUAAGAUCCUUUUCAAAACUCAUUUUAGACAAGUAUAAAUUGUAUUGUCAGUUUAACUUGUUGUGGAGUGUGUAUCGUGAUAUCAGUUACCACACCAGCUCUCAUGAAGAAAGGGAACAGCGAGACAUGUGAGCUUCCAGGAGCAGCACUCUCUGUGAGUGAAGACGUGCCUGGGGCCCAGAAAUCUCCUUAAAGAGAAAGAUAUUUUGAUUAGAAAAUUAGUGAAUCAUGUAGGAAAGGAUGGCUUUGGCCAGAGUUUAAACCUAUACCCAUUUCCCCAAAUUUUAUCACCCCUCACAAUACUGAUGAUGUUGAGUGCUGCCCAGUAGUAAUUCCAUCCAAAUGUUUUAUAUAAUCAUGAAACUCCUAACUUCCUUCCUUGUAACUUCCCUAAGAAUUCUAAAUGUUCUAUAAUUUAAGAGUCAUUUACCUUGCAUAUCACAGUAAACAGUGUUUAACUCAUAACCAGAGACCAUGUUUUCACUAUGUAUCUAGGGGUAAAUAUAUAUGUAUGCACACAUUAUGAUCAUUUAUAUAUACAUGUGUAUUCUAAAAGCAAGUAAUUUUUAAGUUCAAAGCAGUAUUGGCAUAUAUACCUUGUACUUUGGAAUAUUUUCUGUAUUAAAAGGUAAUGGUAGCAAUAAAUAGUCCAUUGAU